AUGAAACCCACUGACACCGCCACGGCUCGUUUUUACGGUCUACCGAAGGUGCACAAGGAAAAUGUCCCACGCAGGCCAAUCGAAUCCCUUCGUGGCACUCCGACGUACGGUUUGGCAAAAUGGAUGUUCGGUCAGCUUAAUCUUUUGGCCGAAGGCUCACCAACAACAGUAGCAUCUGCGUAUCAAUUCCUCGAACGCAUAAAGCAUCGGAAGUUAGAGCCAGACGAGUCCGUGGUAUCCUUUGAUGUCGUUUUGCCCUUCAUUUCCAUUCCACAGCAACUAGAGAUAGACGUUGUGGACCAACUACUGGCAGUGCGUUAUGAGGAGAGAGACAAGCCACUGAAUUCUGAGCAUAUGCUCAAGCUUCUGCGAUACUGUCUCAAGACCUAUUUCACCUUCGGCGGACAAAUGAACGAACAAACAAAAGGCACUAUUAUGGGCUCCCCUAUAUCAGGCCUAAUCGCUGAAGUAGUUCUUCAACGGGUAGAACACUUGGUGUUCACCAAAUAUCAACCAAAGUUCUGGGCCCGCUAUGUCGAUGACAACUUCGUCGUUGUCAAAACAACUGAAAUUGAGCACCUAAAGGAACUAUUGAACUCGGUUGACCCGGAUAUCCAAUUUACAAUGAAAGCAGAAACAAACAACCAACUGCCCUUCCUUGACGUACUUGUGCGACGGUGA
This is a messenger RNA of Spirometra erinaceieuropaei, 681 nucleotides long. NCBI's taxonomy places the organism in Eukaryota, Metazoa, Platyhelminthes, Cestoda, Diphyllobothriidea, Diphyllobothriidae. The record is from the annotation of a GenBank genome assembly.